GUAAUCGCCUGGAUUGCUUUACUCUGUCCCCUACCAUCCCAACCGAGUCUUGCCCUGGCCCCAGGACAUCAAGUGCCACUGAUGCAGUCACAGUUGGCUUAGUGUGCUGCGUGAACACAGGCCUCAGUGCCUUGGAUUCUCUGAACACAGGAAACAAGUCUCUUUAAACAGUGUCAGAGGAGACACAACGUUUUGAUCAGGACAGGAAGCUGCUGAACACGCCUCCCUCUGCCGCUGAGGAGAGACCAUCUUGCAGUUCAGGGUGCCUGGACUCCGAUACAGAGUCACUUAGGGGAGACAUCAUUGACAAGGAGGAAGCUGGAUCCUGGAUCCUUGGAGUCCUAAGGAGUGCCCAUCACCUGUUCCUGCAGACAGUGUUUGCUGACACCACCGCCAUGCCCAGCCGGAUCCCCCUCCCUGCGUUCUGCUGCUUCCUUCUCCCCUGGGUCUUCAUCAGCUUUCACAAAGCCCUGGGCAACCCGGCCCCCCAUCCGGGUCCCCACUACCUCCUGCCCCCCAUCCACGAGGUCAUUCACUCUCGUCGUGGGGCCACGGCCACACUGCCCUGCGUCCUGGGCACCUCGCCGCCCAGCUACAAAGUACGCUGGAGCAAAGUGGAGCCCGGGGAGCUCCGGGAAACGCUAAUCCUCAUCACCAACGGACUGCACGCCCGGGACUACGGGCUCCUGGGAGGGCGUGCCAGCUUGCGGAGGGGGCAUCGGCUGGACGCCUCCCUGAUCAUCAAGAACGUGCAUCUGGAGGAUGAGGGUCGGUACCGCUGCGAGCUCAUCAAUGGCAUCGAGGAUGAGAGCGUGGCACUGACCCUGCGCCUGGAGGGUGUGGUGUUUCCGUACCAGCCCAGCCGCGGCCGCUACCAGUUCAAUUACUUCGAGGCGAAGCGGGCUUGUGAGGAGCAGGACGGACGCCUGGCCACUUACGGCCAACUCUACCAGGCGUGGACCGAGGGGCUGGACUGGUGCAACGCCGGCUGGUUGCUCGAGGGCUCCGUGCGAUACCCUGUGCUCACCGCGCGGGCUCCGUGCGGCGGCCACGGGCGGCCAGGCAUCCGCAGCUACGGGCCCCGCGACCGCAGCCGCGACCGCUACGACGCCUUCUGCUUCACCUCGGCCCUGGCAGGCCAGGUGUUCUUCGUGCCCGGGCGGCUGACGCUGACCGAAGCCCACGCGGCUUGCCGGCGGCGCGGAGCUGUCGUAGCCAAGGUCGGGCAUCUCUACGCCGCCUGGAAGUUCUCGGGGCUGGAUCGGUGCGAUGGAGGCUGGCUGGCGGACGGCAGCGUUCGCUUCCCCAUCACCACGCCGCGACCGCGCUGCGGGGGUCUCCCUGACCCCGGGGUGCGCAGCUUCGGCUUCCCCCGGCCCCAACAGGCGGCCUACGGAACCUACUGCUAUGCGGAGAAGUAGGAGUGCACUGCCCUGCCACGCGCGACAGAGUGGUGGGUCCCCUCUGGACAGAUGAAGGCCGAGCCCCCACACCUGCAGUCCCAGGCCAGCGAGGUGCUCCAGGCUCCUGGGUAAAGGGGCGUCCUGAGCAUUAACUGACCAAUAAAAUAACAUGGCUCCUUCUUUGUUCGAUAAGAACAAACAUAUAUUGCA
Arvicanthis niloticus (Nile rat) is the source of this 1613-nucleotide messenger RNA. It is a transcript of the gene Hapln2, whose product is annotated as hyaluronan and proteoglycan link protein 2. The record is from RefSeq and is a predicted model, not a curated record. Gene Ontology annotation, molecular function: hyaluronic acid binding. Gene Ontology annotation, biological process: central nervous system development; positive regulation of neuroblast proliferation; glial cell differentiation. NCBI's taxonomy places the organism in Eukaryota, Metazoa, Chordata, Mammalia, Rodentia, Muridae. Gene Ontology annotation, cellular component: synapse; perineuronal net.